UUUCUAAAGCAAAGCAGAAUCUCUUAGGAAAGAUGGUACUGGAAGCUCUGAAUCCAAUGCACUACAACAUCACCAGCCUAGUACCUGACACGAUGCCAGUGGCCACAGUGCCCAUACUCAUUUUCAUGUGCUUUCUGCUUCUAAUAUGGAAUCAUGAAGAAACUUCAUCAAUACCAGGGCCAGGAUACUGCAUGGGAAUCGGUCCCCUCAUUUCACAUGGCAGAUUUCUCUGGAUGGGAGUAGGUAACGCCUGCAACUACUACAAUAAGACAUACGGAGAAUUUGUGAGAGUUUGGAUCAGCGGUGAAGAAACAUUUAUAAUUAGCAAAUCCUCAAGCGUGUUCCAUGUAAUGAAACAUUGGCAUUAUGCUUCUCGAUUUGGGAGCAAGUUUGGAUUACAGUGCAUUGGCAUGUAUGAAAAUGGGAUCAUAUUUAAUAACAAUCCAGCACACUGGAAAGAAAUUCGACCAUUUUUCACCAAAGCUCUGUCUGGUCCUGGCCUUGUGCGUAUGAUAGCAAUCUGUGUUGAAUCCACAGUUGAUCACCUGGACAAACUAGAGGAAGUAACCACUGAAGUAGGAAACAUCAAUGUGUUGAAUCUUAUGAGGCUGAUCAUGCUUGACACAUCUAACAAGCUUUUUCUCGGGAUACCUUUGGACGAACAUGCCAUUGUACUUAAGAUUCAGAAUUACUUUGAUGCUUGGCAAGCACUUUUAUUAAAGCCCGACAUCUUUUUUAAGAUUUCUUGGCUGUGCAAGAAAUAUGAAGAGGCGGCCAAGGAUCUGAAAGGAGCAAUGGAAAACUUAAUAGAACAGAAACGACAAAAGCUUUCCACUGUUGAAAAGUUGGAUGAACACAUGGAUUUUGCAUCCCAGCUGAUUUUUGCACAGAACAGAGGGGAUCUGACUGCCGAGAAUGUGAACCAGUGUGUGCUGGAGAUGAUGAUUGCUGCUCCUGACACUCUAUCUGUGACUCUCUUCUUUAUGCUAAUACUGAUUGCAGAGCACCCCACAGUGGAAGAGGAGAUGAUGAGAGAAAUUGAAACUAUUAUGGGUGACAGAGACAUACAGAAUGAUGACAUGCCGAACUUAAAAAUCGUGGAGAAUUUUAUUUAUGAGAGCAUGAGAUACCAGCCAGUUGUGGACUUGAUCAUGCGAAAAGCUUUACAAGAUGAUGUAAUUGAUGGUUAUCCUGUGAAAAAGGGGACAAACAUUAUUCUCAAUAUUGGACGUAUGCAUAAGCUUGAAUUCUUCCCAAAGCCAAAUGAGUUUUCUCUUGAAAAUUUUGAGAAAAAUGUUCCUUCACGCUAUUUCCAACCAUUUGGAUUCGGCCCUCGGGGCUGUGUAGGAAAGUUUAUUGCCAUGGUAAUGAUGAAAGCAAUUCUGGUGACCCUUCUGAGACGCUACAGAGUACAGACAACAAACGGAAGAGGCCUUAACAACAUCCAGAAAAACAAUGACUUGUCCAUGCACCCAAUAGAAAGGCAGCCUCUGCUGGAGAUGGUAUUCACACCAAGAAACACAAACAAGAAUCAGGGUGACUAAAAUGGAUCAGCAUCAGCAUUAAAGUUACAGGGCUUUCUCAGCCACAGCCACUAAGAAAUACCCGUCAUUCC
This is a messenger RNA of Opisthocomus hoazin, 1615 nucleotides long. RefSeq names its product cytochrome P450 family 19 subfamily A member 1 (gene CYP19A1). Gene Ontology annotation, cellular component: endoplasmic reticulum. Gene Ontology annotation, molecular function: heme binding; iron ion binding; aromatase activity. Gene Ontology annotation, biological process: response to estradiol; female gonad development. Lineage: Eukaryota; Metazoa; Chordata; Aves; Opisthocomiformes; Opisthocomidae. The record is from RefSeq and is a predicted model, not a curated record.